This is a messenger RNA of Manihot esculenta (cassava), 3209 nucleotides long. RefSeq lists its product as uncharacterized. The transcript is spliced from 6 exons. The coding region runs from base 297 to 2783 and encodes 828 amino acids. NCBI's taxonomy places the organism in Eukaryota, Viridiplantae, Streptophyta, Magnoliopsida, Malpighiales, Euphorbiaceae. The record is from RefSeq and is a predicted model, not a curated record.
GCUUUCAAUUCCACUGCUCUUCGACCAAAAAAAAAAAAAACAAAAAAUUUCCGCUGCAACUGUUCGUUCUGCUUUUCGGGUAUCGUCUUCUUUCUUCUUUUCUUGUACUUGCAAGUGUCGUCAAUCUCUUACCAUAUUAAGCUUAAAUUCUGACGAUAGGUAACAAUUAUGCUGGUGCCAGUUGGGUAUGCCAUAGAUUGGUAGGUUUUGAUAGAAAUUGAUGGAAAGAUGGGUUUUUUGGAUUGCAUAUCUUGAACAAAAGCAAUUGCUUUCUUGUGCAGUCAAGUAGUAGGAAAAUGGCUAGACAAGCUAAUAAUACCCUUUUCCUUGAAGAAUGGUUGAGGAGCAACAGUGGAAGUAAUUCUCCCAGUAUCAGCAUCACCACAAGUCACUCCUCUUCCUCUUCUGCUAGGGCCAUCAUUCAAGCAUGGUCUGAGCUCAGAGACUCUCUUCAACAUCAAUCAUUCUUACCUAAUCAUCUUCAAGCUCUCAAAAUUCUUCUUCAAUCUCAAACUUCCCUUCAUGUUGCUGACCCCCAAGCCAAGCUUCUCCUUUCCAUUUUAUCGUCUAAGAAUCUCUUCCUUCCUGUCGAAGCAUAUCCUUUGUUGCUGAGGCUUCUCUAUAUCUGGGUCAGGAAAUCCUUCAGACCCGCUUCAGUACUUGUUAAUUUAGCGGUAGAGGUAUUAACUAAGGUUUUAGAUAGCAACUUUGAUGCUACAAAAAGCCCUGAGUUGUUUGCUGAAGGCGUUCUCCUUCUGGGUGCUUUUGCUUUCGUACCUUCUGCACCAGAAUCUUCUAAGACAGUUUGCUUGGAGUUGCUCUGCAGGCUGUUGGACAAAGAAUACAUGCUUAUUAGCUCAGUACAUGAACUUAUUCCGGAUGUUCUUGCAGGGAUUGGAUAUGCUUUAUGUUCUUCCAUAAAUGCUUAUUACAUCAGAAUUUUUGAUGCAUUGUUGGGAAUUUGGGGGAAGGAGGAUGGGCCACAAGGUAAUGUUUCUCAUGGGCUCAUGAUUUUGCAUUUGGUUGAUUGGGUUAUGUUUGGGUUCAUCAAAUCCCAUUCUACUGAGAAACUGCAAAAGUUCUGUGAAGAGAAUUUGGAGACUCCAAAUCUGAAACAUGUUCCUUUUGCUCUCGUUAUGGCUGCAGCUGGUGCUCUCAGAGCUUUGAAUAGAUCCAUAUCAGGUGGCCGUGACCUGCAGAUUCUUUCGCGAUUAAGGAGUUCUGCAGAAAGUAGAAUAGAAUCUGUGGCGCAGGAUUUAAUUACUAGAACAGGAAGCUUCUCUAAUAUAGGAAAUGAUUGCAAAACUAGUCUUCUGCUACAAUGCAUUUCAUUAGCUUUGGCUCGAUGUGGGGCAGUGUCUUCGCGUGCCCCACUGCUUAUAUCCCUUGCUUCAGCACUGCUAAUGGAAAUAUUUCCCUUGCAGCAUUUAUAUACUAGAAUUCUUGAGUUAAGACAAGGCAGUUCUUCCAAAAUGAAUCUUGGUGAGGUUAAAGAGCAUCUGAAUAGUGUUCCUUUUAAGGAAGCAGGAGCCAUAAGUGGUGUUUUCUGCAACCAAUAUGUCUCUAUAGAUGAAGAGAACAGGGCGAUAGUGGAAAAUAUGAUAUGGCGUUUCUGCCAAGAUCUCUACUUGGGGCAUCGACGGGUGGCCUUGCUUAUUGGCGGCAAAGAGGAUGAGUUACUUAGGGAUAUUGAGAAAAUUGCUGAGUCUGCCUUCCUUAUGGUGGUUGUUUUUGCAUUGACUGUUACUAAGCAAAAGAUAAAUCCAAACUUCUCUAUUGAAGCUCAGAUAGAGACAUCUGUUUCAAUAUUAGUUUCAUUCUCAUGUGUAGAGUAUUUUCGCCGAAUGCGUUUGCCGGAGUACAUAGAGACAAUACGAUGUGUGGUUGUGAGUGUACAGGAGAAUGAGACUGCAUGUAAGUCUUUCGUAGAAUCUAUGCCCUCUUAUGCUGAUUUGACAAAUUUUCAAGAAUUCCUGAAGAAAGUGGAAUAUAAAUGGUUUGACGAUGAAGUGCAAACUGCCCGUAUUUUGUUUUACCUGCGGGUUAUUCCAACAUGUAUUGAACGCUUGCCUGGUCCAGUAUUUAGCAGGGUUGUAGCUCCGACUAUGUUCCUAUAUAUGGGACAUCCAAUCGGAAAAGUUGCUCGAGCCUCCCAUUCUAUAUUUGUGGCAUUUGUAUCUUCUGGGAAGGAUUCUAAUGGGAAUGAAAGAGCAUUAUUGAAGGAGCAACUAUCUUUCUACUACAUGCAGAGGUCUUUAGAGGGAUAUCCUGGUAUUACUGCUUUUGAUGGUAUGGCUUCAGGAGUUGCAGCCUUGGUUCGAAAUCUUCCAGCUGGAAGUCCAGCCACAUUUUAUUGUAUCCACAAUCUUGUUGAAAAGGUGAACAUUCUCUGCAGUGAUGUUUCCACUCAGGAUGCUGAUACAUGGAAAGACCCGCUGGGAGACUCAGAACCUUGUAAGAAAAUCAUGGAGUUGUUGUUACGGCUUAUUUUUCUAGUUGAUAUACAAGUACUACCAAACUUAAUGAAGUUGUCAGCACAGCUGAUUAUCCAGUUACCUAAGGAUGGUCAGAAUGUUGUUCUCAAUGAUUUAUAUAAUCAGGUUGCUGAGUCUGAUGAUGUUACGCGAAAGCCAACAUUGGUUUCAUGGUUGCAGUCGUUAUCUUACCUUUGUUCUCAGGCAACAAGUAGAAGUACAUCUUUUGAAGGCAAUAAAAGUGAAGAAAUUUCUGCUUUGCCUCUUCCAAAUCCAUCAAAGUGGGACAGGAUAAAAGCAUGUCUCUAGAUUGUUGAGCUAUGUACAGUCUAAAAGUAAAGGGUCCAGAAGUAGCACGGCACAACCACACUGGUCGCUUAAUACAUGGAAAACGUACACGCACAAACUCACUCUUUUAAAAUUUUCCUUUUUAAAAGGAUCUGGAAUUGGUUUAGCUUCGUGAUCUUUGAUUUUCGUUUAAGCUCGGGCAAUGUUUAAGGACCCCAUAAAGGGAAUGACUCAAAUGAUCUCAAAAACUUGAACAGCUGCUGCCAUCCCACACCUUGAGGACGCAGAAGUUGUGACGAAAGGCAUGACCAUGUGUGAUGAUACAUUUGCUUUGAUGAACCCCAUGUAUUUAUUGUGUUUAUUCUUAGUCUUCAAGAAUAAUAUUUCUGAGAUUUUUGUGUAAAUAAAAUAUAUAAAAAAUAAUUAUCAGAAAAAUUAAUUAGUAAA